AUGGCAACCCCACCAAUCACCGGAAAUAAAGAAACAACAGGUCGUUCCACCUUCGUUGGCCCCUCUUCCUCUACCCCUUUAAACGCAACGACGGCGCACCACCACAUAAACAGUGCAAAUUUUGCUCCCAAUGCCGCUGCAUACUACACAACAGCGCCAAAUAAUAUACCAUUAUUCACUACCACCUCUCCUCCGACCGCUAUUGUUCCUUCAAUAUCCCUGACCCAUGCAAGUAAUUCUAGUAGCGUGUUUCGUUGUCCUACGUUGACCGAGUUUCUUCACCAGCUUAACCUCACCCAGUAUCAUAAUCGGUUUGUCGAAGCGGGCGUUGGGGAGAAUGAUGUAGAGCAAUUGAUUGGUUUUGAUGAGGCGGAGUUAAAAGAGGUAUUAGAGGCGAUUUUGAUGAAACCAUUUCAUUCUGGCUUGUUUAAAAAAGGGAUAAGAGAAUUAAGGACGAAUAUGAGCAUCAAUAAUCCGAGAGAUUUCAAAGCGUAUAACAAUGCCAACAACAAUAAUUGUUUUCCUCCUUCGCAAUACCCAAUGACUAUGUCACCGCAACAUCCUUUGUCACCCUCACCAUCACAUUUGACUGCACCCAUGCAAAUUCAUAGUCAGACACCAAAGAUUACCCUUCUAACUAGUCCAAUUAGUUCAAUUCACGAUGGUAAUAACCCCAUCAGCGACAAUAUUAAUAACGAUAUUCUUAUAAAAAUGACAUCAUCUUCAUUGACAAAUUCCGUUUCAUCAUCUUUAUCAGCAUCAGCAUCGCCUUCUAUAUUAAAUAUCUCAAAUUCAGAAGCUGAAUCUCCAAUUUCUUCAAUUCUCAUUACUGAAUCUUCCAACACUAACAAUUCUAAUAAUUCAAACUCUACCACCAAUAGUCUUAUUAUUAGUAGUAGCAGCAACAAUGGUAUCAUUAACAAUAGCAAUAGCGAGAAUGGUAGUAUUUCUUCCAGCCAUCGAACGUUCAUAAAAAAUCCAACCGUAUCACACGAAGCAAUCGUAAAACACGCAACAAUCUACGGCAAAAAUAGUCCUAGGCAGCUGACACAAUACGAACAAGCAAUCAAUCGGGCUGCUAUCGACCUCGCUCUCGCCGAUCCAACACUUGUAACGCACAAAGGAUCACUAUUCGAGAAAGCGAAAGCGAAACUGUUGCUCGAGGGCUACUCGUAUAAACGUGGUGCAUCUCGAUCAAAAUUGAAUCCGAAUGCGCCUAAACCUGGUCAACGAGCAUCUCGUGAUGUAUUACGCGCAAAACGGAACGCCAACGCGGUGAUGACCAGUGAGAAUCGUAAUGCUCGUAUUGCAGAUCUGGAACGAAAACUGGAAGCUAAAGAUAAUCAGUAUGAACUUAUGCAGGAGACAAAACGAACUAAAAGUGAAAUGGGCGAUACAGAGGGAGCAGAGAAAGCUCAUCAUGUUAUUUUAGGUUUAGACAAAGAGCGUGAGGAAAUACUUAAAGAAUUGCAAUCGUUAAAAGGCAAAGAACGUAAACAUCAAUGGUACGAGAAGAGGAAAAAAGAACGAAUGGAUUCGGGAUUCGAAGAAGGCCUCGAAGAUAUGAUGUAUAGUGGCGAUGAUCAAAGUGUCACCAGAUUGCAACUUGGUGUUUACGCCAACCAGCAACCUUUCUGUUUAUACUCGUUCCCCAUACCACCACAAGAAGGCUCUUUGUCACCCAUUCGGGCAGAUUCACAACAGACACAAGGAUUUUAUCGUCUACGAGAUUUAGACGUGUUAUUUUUUGAGUCACGCGUUGGAUAUAUCUAUAAUUCGGGAAAGAUACCGAAAGUGUAUUUCGAUACACCUGGCUACUGUGUUCAGGAAUGUUCAGGAGAUUUAUAUUUGUCGGCUCGUGCUCUAAAUUCAACCGCCACUCGACUUGGUAACCGUUUGCUAGCGGAAUUUUGUAAAUUGGGUAGACAAGAAAUAUUAGCAGGUCACGCUGAGCAUUUGUUAAAUAGUAUUUCAAUUUCUCGAGGGCCUUUUGUCGAGACAGAGUUUGAGUUUGUCCCCAUGGACUCUAGAAACAAUAUAAUACCGUCACCCACAUUGACCCCUAGAAUAUCAACUCAGCAUAGUCCACCACAUUCAUUUCGUGAAUACUCACCAUUGAUCACGUCUUCACCAUCGUCAUCAUCCACUGAACAUCAUCUUUGUGCCCCUUCCUCUCCUGUUAACACAAGAAAACGCAUGUCACUUGAAGAAGUUCUUGAUAAUGAUGAAUCUGAUAACAGAAAGUAUACAUCAAGGAUAGCGUCGCCGGUCGAACGCAUUGUUUCUCCUAAUGGAUCAGAUAGAGGAAAUCUCUUGAUCAAACAAGAAUCAUCAUCACCAAUUCUUUCGGGAAGUGAACAUUCAUCCAACCCAUCAUCUCCAAACCACUUUUCAAAAUCAUCUCCUCAAUCACCUGCAUCUCCAAACGCAUCAACAACAACAGAUCUAUCUCCAUUGAUUGAUGAUGACACACGUAUGCGAAAGAAAAGGAAAGUUACGAUUUCACCAAUCACUUCGAAUAAUAUUAAAGUGACCAAUAAUCCAGAAGUUAUGGAACAAGUUCGUAAUACGCUGAAAUUGAAACAACAACAAAAAGCUAUCAUAGAAGCGAGGCAACAAGCCCAGAAGCAACAAAUUUUGCAAAACCAGCAGCAAAAUGAUAGACGACAUUCAGCUGCUGUCUCUAAAAGCAGUAGUGCUGCUGGUUUGGAGAAAGCCAAUAAUACCGGAACAAUUUUAAAGCGUACGCAUAACAAAAGAAACUCGAGAAAUCUUAGUGUAAUUGCGCCACCUUACAAUAAUGGACAAGUGAACAACAUUUCCUCGUCAAGCUCUGCACGUUUUAGUCCAUUACGUGGCGGAAUACCUGCACAGCAAAAAUCUCCAAAUAACUAUAACUUGAGUCACAGUAAUUCACCUAUUGCUACUCCAAUUACACCAACAAUGAAUAGCCGUCCUUCAUCAAGACUUAGUGUUUCUGGAUAUCCGCUCUCUGCCAAUUCUGCUUUUCGUCCAGCACAAUCAAUUAAGAAUAAUAACAUUAGUGAUAGCACGCAUUCAGCGUCAAGGAGUGCUAGUAUCAAUGGUCUCAUUUCUCCACAGAAUGUUGAAUUUCCAUCUUCGAGUUCAUCAUCAGCAAAUAUCAUUUCCCCCGGAGUAUCCGGUAAUGCUAAACAACAAGAAGAGGAGUCGUCUUCCUCAAUGGCACAAUCGCAUGACUUGGUCCAUGCAGACCGAAAUAACAAAGAAUCUUUCAUAAAUUUAUUUGAUUCAUUAUAUGAUACCGUUGCUGAUAGCCGUAAUCUCAAAUCAACUCUCGAAGAUCAAAUUCGAAAAUCUUCAACUCUGCUGCAAACACUUCAAGCAUCCGGUUCCAUGGUUGAAAGUUUAGUACGUGGACACUUUAGAGAGAUGCAGCGAGACAUUGUUAAAGAUUUGAUGACACUUGAAAAACGUAUCACCAAAGUAGAAAAAGAAUUACGACAAAGUUCUAUUGUGAGUAUGAGUCUUAGUCCACCUCUUGACCCUGAUAGGCGCUUUAGUGAUAUCAGUUCCGCCAGUUAUGAUAUGGGUUACCCGCAUCAUCAUCAUCUCAAUCAUCGCCCCUCCACCACUACUUAUAGUGGAAAUAGUAGUUAUGCUUCAAGAUCCCUCUAUACUCCCCCAAUUCAUGUACAUCCAGCUGUUGGUGGUGCUAGUCCGCCAUUAUCUGCCACUAUGAACGGGGGAGGAUCAGAUAACUUCAAAGAUUAUCCUAGUAUGUUGAGUGCUUUACAGGAAAGAUUGGAAUCCUUGGAAAGAAGAAUGUCCGUCCCAUAA
Molecule: messenger RNA, 3819 nt
Organism: Ambispora leptoticha
Lineage: Eukaryota; Fungi; Glomeromycota; Glomeromycetes; Archaeosporales; Ambisporaceae
Source: the annotation of a GenBank genome assembly